AUGGCGAGCAAGACGUCCGCCACGGCCGUGUGCUCGGCCUGCUUCCCGCUGUCGUCUUCACUACAUAGGUCGGCACGGUACGUGCACCAAACGAGCCGUCGCCGUCUCCCCUCUCUACGUCCAGUAACCACCAGCCGCCAUCGAACCUACGCAACCACGGCCUCGUCCUCUAGCGACACCACCACGCCGCUGCCGCCGCCGCCGGCAUGGCCCGACUCGGCACAUCCGUCACCCUACGAGAUCUUCGGCAUGGCCCGUCGCGACCCAUACACGAAGCGGCGCUUCCACCAGCUCGUCAAGCUCUACCAUCCCGACAUGACACCACCCCCGCCGCCCUCCUUGUCCUCGCCGCCGCCACCACCACCACCUCUCACGCCCGCCGCCCGCACCGAGCGCUACCGGCUCGUCGUCGCCGCCAAUGACCUCCUCAGCGACCCGUCCCGGCGGCAACUCUACGACCUCCACGGCGCCGGCUGGUCCGACACCGAGUACGACACCGAGCAGCUGCGCCGACGCGACCGCGACUGGCGGUACCAGCCUGGCAGCCCCGCGCACAACGCCACCUGGGAGGAUUGGGAGGCGUGGCACCAGGAGCAGCGCCGGCAGCAGUACGGCGGCGGCGGCGCCCCGCCAAAGCCCGUGUACACGAGCAACGGCUUGUUUGCGGCCCUCGUCGUCGCCAUGUGCAUGGUCGGCGCCCUGGCGCAAAAGAAUCGCGCCAUGGCCGUCGGCGAGCAGUACGUCGAGUUUGUCGAGGACCGCAACGCGGAUAUCGCACGUGCCAUGCAGCGCACCACGGGCGCCGCCGCCGGGCGCUCCCGCGAGGAGCGAAUCGACUCGUUUGUCCGGGACAGAGAGAACGUGACGUAUCGUUACCGCCCGCGCCGGUAUGACGCGCCGGACGAGCCGGAGGGGGCGGAAGCGGCACCGGACACGCAGCGGCUGCGUGGUGUAAGAGCACCGCCGUCGUAA
This is a messenger RNA of Cordyceps militaris CM01, 972 nucleotides long. Its product is annotated as Hsp40 co-chaperone Jid1, putative. Bases 1 to 972 code for a protein of 323 amino acids. The record is from RefSeq and is a predicted model, not a curated record. The transcript has a single exon. NCBI's taxonomy places the organism in Eukaryota, Fungi, Ascomycota, Sordariomycetes, Hypocreales, Cordycipitaceae.